Molecule: messenger RNA, 15238 nt
Organism: Spodoptera frugiperda (fall armyworm)
Lineage: Eukaryota; Metazoa; Arthropoda; Insecta; Lepidoptera; Noctuidae
Gene: LRP1
Product: prolow-density lipoprotein receptor-related protein 1
Molecular function (GO): protein binding; calcium ion binding
Source: RefSeq, a predicted model, not a curated record
CUCGGACGAGGACCCCUACAUGUGUCAGAAAGACUUCAAGUGUCCCGGCAUCAGCGCGCGCUGCGAGACGCCGGUGGACGGGCAGUUCACGUGCGUGCCCGUGCAACACUUCUGUGACGGCGAGCGACACUGCCCCGACGCCAGCGACGAGUGGGACAUCUGCGACAACAUGACGGAGACGUGCGCGGCGCUGCAGUGCGAGGAGGGGUGCCGGGCCACGCACGGCGGGCCGGCCUGCUACUGCCGCGCCGGGUACGAGCCGGACGCCGGCGGCCGCUGCCGGGACGCGGACGAGUGCGCGCGCGACGACACGUGCGCGCAGCUGUGCCACAACACGGUCGGCUCCUACACGUGCAGCUGCGCGCCCGGCUACCGGCUGCAGGACGGCCGCGACUGCGUGCCCGUCAACGAGCCGGAGGGCGAGCCGCUGUCGCUGCUGGUGGUGACGGCGAGCGACGUGCGGCGCGUGUGGCCGGGCGACGACGCGCCGCAGUGGCCGCGCACGCGCACGCGCCUGGCCGCGCUCAACGUGCGCGCCAUCGACAUCCUCUACUCCAACCGGAGCGUGUGCUACGUGCACCACAACCUGAGCUCGGCCGACAUCGUGUGCGCGGCGGCGGACGACCUGGCGCGGCGGCGCGUGCUGGCGCGGCCCGCGCUGUUCCCCGACGUGGCCGGCGUCAGCCACCUGGCCGCCGACUGGGUGGCCGGCAACUGGUACCUGGUGGACGGCGCGCGCGAGGCGCUGUACGCCUGCACGCGCGACCUGCAGCACUGCCGCCUGCUGGUGGAGGGCGCGCUGGGCAAGGUGCACGGCUUCGCGCUGGACCCCGCCGCCGGCCUCAUGUUCUGGACGGUGUGGGGCGCCGCGCCCCCGGCCGUGGAGCGCGCCUCGCUGGCGGGCGCGGACCGCGCCCCCGUGGCGGCGCUGAAGCUGGUGUACCCGUCGGCGCUGACGCUGGAGCCGGCGGCGCGCACGCUGUACUGGGCCGACGCCUACCUCGACUGCGUGGAGCGCGCCGACUACAGCGGCGCCAACCGACGCACGCUGCGCCGCGGAUACGCGAGUCAGGAGCUACAUCACAUCGCGGCGCUGGGCGGCGUGCUGUACCUGCCCAGCUGGAGGAACUCCAGCCUGCUGCUGGCGGGGCGCGGGGGCGCGCGCAGCGUGGCGCUGGACGCGCGCCCCACCGCCGCGCUGGUGUUCCACCGCGCGCGCCAGCCGCGCAGCGUGCACCCGUGCAGCCUGCACAACGGCGGCUGCGCGCACCUGUGCAUCACGGCCUACGACGGACACGCGGCGCGCGCGCACUGCGCCUGCCGGCACGGCUGGCGCCUGGCGGGGCGCGGCUGCGAGCGCGCGCACGAGGACGCGUACCUGGUGCUGGCGCGCGGCGCGCCGCCGCUGGUGGUGGCGCUGGCGCUGCGGCCGCGCGGCGGGGAGGCGGCGGCGCCGGCCACGGACGCGGCGCGGCCCACGGCGGCCGACGUGGACACGCGCGACGGGCUGCUGUACUACUGCGACGUGCACCGCUACCAGAUCGUGCGCCAGCGCCUCGACGGCAGCGGCCGCGAGCUCUUCGCCGGCCGCGACGUCGACAACUGCGAGGGACUCGCCGUCGACUGGAUGGGGCGCAACCUGUACUGGACGGACGACGCGCUGGGCACGGUGAGCGUGGCGCGGCUGGACGCGCCCGACGUGCGGCGCGUGCUGGUGCGCGAGCGCGACUACCAGCACUACCACCCGCGCGCCAUCGCGCUGCAGCCCGCCAACGGCACCAUGUUCUGGUCGGUGUGGGCGGGCGCGGGCGGCGGCGCGGCGCGCCUGGAGACGGCGCACAUGGACGGCGGCGCGCGCCGCACGCUGCUGGCCGACGGCCUGCACUGGCCGGCCGGGCUCGCGCUGUCCGACGACGGCUACCUGUACUGGUGCGACACGUUCCUGAACCGCGUGGAGCGCCUGGAGCUGCGCUCGGGGCGCCGCCAGCUGGUGACGGCGGACGCGGUCAAACCGUACGGCCUGGCGCUGUAUGAGGGCGCCGUGUACUGGAGCGAGCACGGCACGGGCGCGGUGCGGCGGCGCGACGCGGACGGCAACGUCACGGAGCUGUACCGGCUGCCGCCGCCGCUGUACGGGCUGCGGCUCGUGGCCGGCUCGGCGCGCGGCGGACGCAACGCCUGCGCGCGGCGGGGCUGCGCCGAGCUGUGCCUGGCCACGCCCGCCGGCCGCGCCUGCGCCUGCGCCGACGGCCGCGAGCCGGCCCCGCUGGCGCCGCACGAGUGCCGCGCGGCGCCGGCGCCCCGCCGCCCGGCGCCCUGCCCGCCCGACACCUUCGCCUGCCGGAACGGGCGCUGCAUCGAGGAGCAGUACGUGUGUGACGGCGACCUCGACUGCAGCGACGGCUCCGACGAGGACGCCUCGCCCAGCGGACCCUGCGCCAACGUCACGUGCGCCGACGAGCAGUUCCUGCGCUGCGACUCCAACCGCUGCAUCCCCAACUCGUGGGUCUGCGACGGACAGAAAGACUGCAACGACGGCGCGGACGAGGCGGCGGCGGCGUGCGCGCUGCGCGGCUGCCGCGCGGCGCAGUUCCAGUGCGCGCGCUCGCGGCGCUGCAUCCCGCUGUGGUGGCGCUGCGACGGCGCGCCCGACUGCGGCCGCGGCGACGCCAGCGACGAGCAGGCGUGCGCCGCGCAGCGCUGCAGCGCCGCCAUGUUCCCGUGCGACAACGGCGCCUGCCUGCCGUGGGACUACUACUGCGACGGCCACGCCGACUGCGCCGACGCCAGCGACGAGCGCGCCUGCGCAGACGUGUCCACCGCGCCGCCGCGCCGCGCGCCCGACUCCCGCCGUAAAAAUGUGGAUGUAAGCGCAUGCGAGGAGCACGAGUUCCAGUGCAACAACACCGAGUGCAUCAGAAAGGAGUUCCGGUGCGACGCGCACGUGGACUGCCUGGACGGGUCGGACGAGGCGGGCUGCGCGGCCAGCAACGCCAGCAGCGCCAGUCCCGGGCCGGUUGCGGGCAGCGCCAGCAGCCCGGCGCCGGCGCUGGAGUGCGCGGCGCCGGCGCUGCGCUGCGACAACGGGUCGCGCUGCGUGCCGCUGGCGCAGCAGUGCGACGGCGCGGCGGACUGCGCGGACGGCGCGGACGAGGCGGACCGCUGCGGCGAGCCCAUGUGCGCGCUGGCGGCGUGCUCGCACGGCUGCCGGCCGGCGCCGGGCGGCCCCGUGUGCACGUGCCCGGCCGGCCUGGCGCUGGCCGCGGACGGCGCGUCGUGCGCGCCGCGCCGCCCGUGCGCCGCCUGGGGCGUGUGCGCGCACGGCUGCGUGCCCACCAAGGCGGGCCACAAGUGCACCUGCGACCCCGGCUACCGCCUCGCCGACGACGGCUUCAGCUGCAAGAGCACGGACGGCAGCACCCCGCUGCUGGUGUUCAGCAACCGGCACGAGGUGCGCGGCGUGGAGCUGCCGGCGCUGACGGCGCGGCCGCUCAUCUCCUCGCUCAAGAACACCAUCGCGCUGGACUGGCGCCGCGACCCCGCCACUGGCGCCCUGCAGCUCUACUGGACCGACGUCGUCGACGACAACAUCUACCGCGGCUCCAUCGUCGGGAACGCGCUGAGCGGCAUCGAGGCGGUGGUGCGGCAGGGACUGUCCACGGCCGAGGGGCUGGCGGUGGACUGGGUGGCCGGCAACCUCUACUGGGUGGAGAGCAGUCUGCACCAGAUCGAGGUGGCGCGGCUGGACGGGCAGUACCGGCGCACGCUGGUGGCGGGCGACAUGGACAGCCCGCGCGCCAUCGCCGUGGACCCGCGCGACGGGUACCUGUUCUGGAGCGACUGGGAGCAGGCGGCGCCGCGCAUCGAGCGCGCGUCGCUGGCCGGGCGCGCGCGCCGCGUGCUCGUGCGCGUGGACGUGCUGGGCGACGGCGCCUGGCCCAACGGCAUCACGCUGGACUACCGCGCGCGCCGCCUGUACUGGGUGGACGCGCGCUCCGACUCCAUCCACUGCGCGGACUACGAGGGCGCCGACCACCGCGUGGUGCUGCGCGCGCACCCCGCGCUGUCGCACCCCUUCGCCGUGGUCGUGUUCGAGGCGCACGUGUACUGGACGGACUGGCGCUCCAACAGCGUGGUGCGCGCCGACAAGUGGCGCGGCGGGGACGUCACCGUGGUGCAGCGCACGCUCACGCAGCCCUUCGACGUCAAGGUGCUGCACGCCCGCCGCCAGCCGCCCGCCGCCGCCAACCCCUGCGCCGCCAACGGGGGCUGCUCGCACCUGUGCCUCAUCCACUCGCCCAGAGAGCGCGACUGCGCCUGCCCGCACGUCAUGCGCCUGGCGCGCGACAACGUCACCUGCGAGCCGCACGAGAAGGUGCUGCUGAUCGCGCGCGCCGGCGAGAUCCGCGGCGUGGACCUGGAGGCGCCGCAGGUGCACAUGAUCCCCACCGUGUCGGGCGCGCACGUGACGGCGCCGGCCGCGCUGCAGUACGAGGCGGGCGCGCGCCGCAUCUACUGGGCCGACACCGAGACCAGCGAGAUCAAGAGCGCCGCGCUGACCGGCGGCGCCGUGCGCGUGCUGGCCGACAGCGGCGUGCGCCAGCCGCGCGGCUUCGCGCUGGACUGGGCGGCCGGCGUGCUGUACUACUCGUCGGGCGCCGCGCUGCUGGCCGCCAGCCUGGCCGGCGAGCACACGCUGCUGCUGCGCGAGCUCGCCAACGUGUCGGCGCUGGCCGUGGACCCGCGCCGCGGCCGCCUGUACUGGGCCGCGCAGGAGCCCGACGCCGAGCGCAUCACGCAGGCCGACGGCGCCGCCGAGCACGCGCGGCCCCUGCUGGACUCGCUCACCGAGCCGCUCCUCUCCGGUGUCACCAGUUUGUGUGUGGACCUGGACGCGGACCGGCUGUACUGGGUGAACACCGGGUCGUCGAGCAUGCAGUACAUCGACAUCGCCACCGGUAGAGUGAGCACGCUGGAGGCGGGCGCGGGCGCGCGGCCGGCGGCGCUGGAGGUGUACGGCGGCGAGCUGCUGUGGGCCGACAGCGAGGCGCAGCAGCUGCGCGCGUGCGACAAGGAGCGCUGCGCCGCGCGCACGCAGCGCACGCUGCGCGCCGCCGCGCCCGGCGUGCUGGCGCUGCGCGUGUACGACGCGGCGGUGCAGCGCGCCGUGCGCGGGCCGUGCGCCGCGCGCGCCGCGCCGUGCGCGCACGUGUGCGUGGCGGUGUCGGCCACGGCCAGCCAGUGCCGCUGCGCGACGGGCUACCGGCGCCACGGCGACGCCUGCACCCCCGUGGACGAGGUGGUGGUGUACUCGGUGAGCUGGGAGCUGCGCGGCGCGGCGCUGGAUGCCGGCGCAGACGACGGGGCGGGGACCGCGCGGCGCGAGCGCGGCCUGCUGCCGCCCGUGCCGCAGCUGUCGCUGGCGUCGGCGCUGGCGUACGACGCGGCCGCCGAGCUGCUGUUCUGGGCCGACGCCGAGGCGGCGCGCGUGUGGCGCGUGCGCCGCGACGGCUCGGGCCGCGCGCUGCUGGCGGACGCGGGCAGCCCGGGGCGCGGGGGCGCGGCGGACUGGCCGGCCGCGCUGGCGGUGGACUGGCGCGCGCGCAACGUGUACUGGUCGGACCCGCGCCGCGCGCUGCUGCUGGUGGCGCGCUACGACGGCUCGCACCGCUACGUGCUGCUGGACACCGACCCGCUCGCCGUCACCGCGAUGGCCAUCGACCCGGUGGCGGGCUGGCUGUUCCUGGCGGGCGGCGGCUGGAUCGAGCGCGCGCGGCUGGACGGGUCGGCGCGCGGGCUGCUGUACAACGGGUCGGCCGUGGGCGACGUGGCGGCGGACGGCGGCCGCGUGUACUGGCUGGAGCCGGCCGCGGCGCGCCUGUGGGCGGCCGACUACGACGGCGCGCGCCGCGCCCUGCUGGCGCAGCUGGCGCCGCAGCGACACCACCCCGUGGCGCUGGCCGUCUACAACGCCACGCUGUACUGGCUGGACACGUCUGCGAGCCGCGGCAGCGUGCUGGCGGCGCCGCUGGCCAACCUGACGCAGCAGCGGGUGCUGCGGGACAACCUCGGAGACAGCCUCAAAGACAUCGCGGUGUGGGCGCGGUCGUCCCAGCCGGCGGGCGGCGCAUGCGCGGCGGCGCGCUGCGCGGCGCUGUGCCUGGCCGCGCCCGCGCCGCGCUGCGUGUGCCCGCACGGCCGCCUGGCGCCCGACGCCCGCAACUGUACGCCGUACGACUCGUUCCUCGUGUACUCGCGCGUCACUGAGAUCGACACCAUCCACCUGCUGGACGAGAAGGACCUGAACUCCCCUUACAAGCCCAUCCAAGACAAGGAACUGAUGCGGAACGCGAUCAGCCUGGCGUACGAGUACGACGGCUCGCGGCUCUUCUACUCGGACAUCCAGCGCGGCUCCAUCAACACCGUGCACUUCAACGGCUCCGGACACGAGGUGCUGCUGGAACAGGUGGGCGCCGUGGAGGGCAUGGUGUUCGCGGCCGACAGCGGCGCGCUGUACUGGACCAGCAGCAGCGGCGCCGCCGUGCGCAGCGCGCGCCCCGCCGAGCUGCGCGGCACGCCGGGCCCGCGCCGCGCCGCGCGCGUGCGCACCGUGCUGCGGCUGGGCGCGGGCGCGCGGCCGCGCGGCAUCGACUACGAGCCGUGCGAGCGGCGCCUGUACUGGACCAACUGGAACGAGUCGCAGCCCAGCAUCCAGCGCGCCUACGCCAGCGGCCGCGGCCUGCAGACCGUGGUGGCCACGCACAUCCUCAUGCCCAACGGGCUGGCGCUGGACCACGCCGCCAAGAAGGUGUACUGGGCGGACGCGCGCCUGGACAAGAUCGAGCGCAUGCAGUACGACGGCUCGCAGCGCCACGUGGUGACGCGCGCCAGCACGGAGCACCCCUUCGACCUGGCCGUGGCCGGGCCCUGGCUGUACUGGACGGACUGGCUGGCGCACGGCGUGUUCCGCGCCGACAAGCGCGCCGGCGGCGCCACGGCGCUGCGCCGCGACGUGCCGCGCCCCAUGGCCAUCCUCGCCGUGCUGCCGCAGCAUCAGACCUGCUCGGCGGACCCGUGCGCCACGCUCAACGGGGGCUGCGCCGAGCUGUGCCACCUGGACGCGGGCGGCGCCGCCGCCUGCCGCUGCGGCGCGGGCCGCGAGCUGGCGCCCGACGGCCGCGCCUGCCGCCCCGCCGCCGCCGCCUGCCCCGCGGGCACCUGGGCCUGCGCCGAGGGCGCCUGCAUCCCCGAAGGCCUGGUGUGCGACGGCGUGCCGCACUGCAGCGACUCGCCCGCCGCCAGCGACGAGGACCUCUACUACUGCACGUCGCGCGCGUGCGGCGCGGGCAGCGUGGCGUGCGGCGCGGGCGGGCGCUGCGUGGCGGCGGCGCGGCAGUGCGACGGCCGCGCCGACUGCGACGACGGCGCGGACGAGGCGGACUGCGACUGCGGCGCGGCGCGCUACCGCUGCGACGACGGCGCCUGCGUGCCGCUGGCGGCGCGCUGCGACCGCGUAGCAAACUGCGCGGACGGCUCGGACGAGCGCGACUGCCCGGCGUGCCUGGGCCCCGACUGCGUGCCGGCCGAGCCCCCCACCACCGAUUCCAACGCGAUCCAGACGAGCACGACGGAGGCGAGCAGCGCGGCCGGCGGCGAGGACGAGGAGGACGGCUGCGAGGGCGCGCACUUCCGCUGCGGCGGCGGGGAGUGCGUGCCGCUGGCGUGGCGCUGCGACGGCCGCGCCGACUGCCCCGACGGCUCCGACGAGGCCGCGCCCUGCCGGCACGCCAACGCGACGGGCGCGUGCACGGCGGCGCAGUUCUCGUGCGGCGACGGGCGCUGCGUGGCGGCGCGCGCGCGCUGCGACGGCGUGCCGGACUGCGCGCGAGGGGACGACGAGCGCGACUGCGUGUGCCCGCCCGGCGCCAUGCGCUGCGCCGACUCGGGCCUGUGCCUGCACCCGAGCCUGUACUGCGACGGGGACGCGGACUGCGGCGACGGGUCGGACGAGCCGGCGGGCUGCGGGUCCCGCGGGGGCGGGGCGGCGGGCGGGGCGCUGUGCGGCGCGGACGCGCUGCAGUGCGCGGGGCGCUGCGUGGCGCGCGAGCUGCAGUGCGACGGCCGCGACCACUGCGGGGACGGCGGCGGCGCCGGCGCCGGCUCCGACGAGGACCCCGACCUGUGCGCGUCGUACGAGCGGUCGCUGGGCGCGGGCGAGCUGGCAACAGCGCGCGGCGUGUGUGCGCGCGGCGAGUGGCAGUGCGGCAACGGCGCGUGCGUGGCGCGCGGCGCGCUGUGUGACGGCGCCGACGACUGCGGCGACUACACGGACGAGAGCCACUGCAACGUGGACGAGUGCUCGUUCGUGAACGGCGAGUGCGCGCACAACUGCACGGAGCUGGCCGUGGGCCGCGCCUGCUGGUGCCGCGCGGGCUGGCGCCUGGCGGCCGACGCGCGCGCCUGCGCCGACGUCGACGAGUGCGCCGAGGACGAUCCCUGCGACCACUCCUGCAGGAACACGGUCGGCAGCUUCGAGUGCUCGUGCGUGGCCGGGUACAAGCUCAUGGAGGACGGAGUCUCGUGCACGCCCGACUCGCCGGUGCGCGGCAGCCUGAUCUUCACCAACCGGUACUACAUCCGGCGCGCGGCGCUGGGCGCGGACGGCGCGGCGGGCGCCAGCUCGCUGCUGGUGCACGAGCUCAGCAACGCGGUGGCGCUGGACAUGCAGUGGGCGGAGCGCUGCCUGUACUGGAGCGACGUGACGCGGCUGGGCUCGGCCAUCCGGCGCGCCUGCGGGCCGGGCGCGGCGCCGCACCAGCUGCUGCACGGCGCCACGCUGCAGAACCCCGACGGGCUAGCCGUGGACUGGGUGGGCGGCAACGUGUACUGGUGCGACAAGGGCACCGACACCGUGGAGGUGUCGCGCGCCGACGGCCGCCACCGCCGCGUGCUGCUGCGCGGGGGACUCAGCGAGCCGCGCGCGCUGGCGCUGCUGCCGGCGCGCGGCUGGCUGUACUGGUCGGACUGGGGCGCGGCGCCGCACAUCGGCCGCGCCGGCAUGGACGGCUCGCGCCGCCGCGUGCUGCUGAGCGCCGGCCUGUACUGGCCCAACGCGCUCACGCUGAGCCCCGCCUCGCAGGAGCUGUACUUCGCGGACGCGCGCCAGGACUACAUCGCCGUCGCCGACCUGGACGGCCGCAACGUGCGCGUGCUGUUCUCGCGAGAGCGCAUGCCGUGGCUGCGGCUGCACCACGUGUUCGCGCUGGCCGUGUGGGACGGCCGCGUGUACUGGUCGGACUGGGAGACGCGCGCCAUCGAGUCGUGCCGCCGCCGCCCGCUGCCGCCCGGCGCGCUGCCGGCCGCCAGCAAUACUACCGGCGCGCUACCGGCCGCCAACAGUACGUCCGGCGCGCUACCGGCCAGCAACAGUACGGGCGGCGCGUACGACUGCCGUACGCUGGUGCACACGGUGCACAAGCCCAUGGACCUGCGCGUGUACCACCCCGCGCGCCAGCCGCCCGCGCCCGAGCUGUCGGCGCGGUGCGCGGAGCUGAACUGCUCGGGCCUGUGCCUGCUGACGCCGGCGGACGACGACGCGGGGGCGGGGGCGCAGGCGGGGGCGCGCUGCGCCUGCCCCGAGCACUGGCUGCUGGCGGCGGACGGGCGCUCGUGCACGCCCAACUGCACGUCGGCGCACUUCGUGUGCGCGUCCGCGCUGAAGUGCAUCCCGUUCUGGUGGCGCUGCGACACGCAGGACGACUGCGGCGACGGCAGCGACGAGCCGGCGUCGUGCCCGCCGUUCCGCUGCGAGCCCGGCCAGUUCCAGUGCGACAGCGGCCGCUGCCUGCACCCCUCGCACAUCUGCGACGGCACGCCGCACUGCGCCGACGGCUCCGACGAGCGCGACUGCGACAAGUUCACGUGCCUGGCGUCGCAGUGGAAGUGCCGCGGCAACGCGACGGCGGCGGUGUCGGCGCGCUGCGUGGCGGCGGCGGCGCGCUGCGACGGCCGCGCCGACUGCCACGACGCGGACGACGAGGCCGACUGCCCGCCGCGCACCUGUCCGCCGCACCACUUCACGUGCCGCAACGGAGCGUGCGUGCCGCUGGUGUGGGUGUGCGACGCCGACUCGGACUGCGGCGACGGCUCCGACGAGGGCGCGCAGUGCGCCGCGCGGACCUGCGCCCCCGCCGAGUUCCGCUGCGGCUCGGGGCGCUGCAUCCCGCGCGAGUGGCUGUGCGACGCCGAGCCCGACUGCCCCGGCCGCGAGGACGAGGCGGCGUGCGGCGCGGCGCGCGCGCCCCCCUGCGACCCCACCUACUUCCGCUGCCCCGACGGCCGCUGCGUGCCGGGCCGCUGGCGCUGCGACGCGGACGACGACUGCGGGGACGGCGCCGACGAGCUGGGCUGCGAGCCGCGCCCGUGCUCCGAGUCCGAGUUCCGCUGCGGCUCGGGCGAGUGCGUGCGCGCCUCGCUGCGCUGCUCGGGCGCGCCGGACUGCGCCGACGGCAGCGACGAGGCGGACUGCGCGCCGCACUGCGGGCCCGGCGCGCGCGCCUGCCGCGGCGGCAACACGUGCGUGCGCGCCGACUGGUGGUGCGACGGCACGACCGACUGCGCCGACGGUUCGGACGAGGCGGACUGCGGCGCGGGCGCGGACCGCUGCGGCGCGCGGCUGGACUGCGGCGGCGCGGCGCGCUGCGCGGCGGACGCGUGGCGCUGCGACGGGCGGCGCGACUGCGCGGACGGGCGCGACGAGGCGCCGGCAGUGUGCGCGGCGCGCGCGUGUCCGCCGCCCAUGUUCCGCUGCGCGGACGGUGUGUGCGUGCCGCCCAACCUGCUGUGCGACGGGGUGGCGGACUGCGCGGGGGACGAGGACGCCGCGCUCUGCGCGCGGCGGCGCUGGCUGGGCGAGGAGUCCCCGUGCCUGCGCCACGAGACGCUCUGUGACGACGGCCGCUGCGUCGCCGCCAACUCCACCUGCGACGAGAGCUCGCGCGCGUGUCGCUGGGACAGCUGCGCCCAGCUGUGUCUGCCCAAACAUGACAACCACACCUGCAAGUGCGUGGCGGGGUACAAGCAGCGCCAGCUGGCGGACGGCACGCUGACCUGCGAGGCCGUGGGCGACAAGCCGGUGGUGCUGGUGGCGGCCGGGGGCGCGCUGCACGUGUGGGAGCCGCACAAACAGGCCGUGGCCGGCGCGCCCUCCACUGCGCGCGCCCCCGCCGCCGCGCCCCCGCCCGACAUCACGUGCAUCGCCGGCGCGCUGCUGGACGGCGCCUGGUGGCUGCUGUGGGACGCGGCCGGCGCGCUGCACGCCGCCGACGUCACGCCGCUCAUGCAGGCGGCGGCCGGCCCGGCGCGCGCCGCCGUGCUGCGCGGGCUGCGCGGCCGCGAGCUGGCGCGCGACGCGGGCGCCGAGGUGCGCGGCGUGGCGCUGGACGCGGCGGCGCGGCGCGUGUACUGGACCGUGGCGGGCGCGGGGGGAGAGGGCGCGCUGCGCGUGGCGGCGCUGGACGGGCGGCGGCGCGCCACGCUGUACCGGCGCGCGGGCGCGGAGCCGGGCGGCGUGGUGCGCACGGCGCCGCUGUACUGGGCGGAGCGCGGGCGCUGGGCGGGCGUGCGCGCGGCGGGCGCGGACGGCGCGGGGCUGCGCUGGCUGGUGGCGCGGCGCGUGCGGCGCCCGGCGGCGCUGGCGCUGGACGCGGCGGCCGCGCGCCUGUACUUCGUGGACGAGUACUACGACACGCUGGACAGCGUGCGCCUGGACGGCUCGGCGCGGGUCACGCUGGCGCGCUUCUCGCAGCGCCCCGACCCGGCGCCGCGCGCGCCCACCUACUACGUCGACGGAGAGAUGCGGCUGGCGGCGGAGGGGGACGCGGGCGCGGGGCCGCGCGUGGUGUGGGGGCGCGCCUGCGUGGGGGCGCAGGUGUGGGAGGACUGGCUGUGGUGCGGCACGCCCCGCGCCCUGCUGCGCCUGCACAAGCGGGGGCGCGGCGCCCCGCGGCCGGCGCGCGGCCCGCCCGGCGCCGCGCUCACGGCGCUGGCGCUGCUGCAGGCGGCGCUGCACACAGCGGGCAACGACCCCUGCGCCGGCGCAUGCCACGCCACGGCGCUGUGCGUGCGCAGCGCGGCCGCGCCCGGCACGGCCUGCAUCUGCCCGGACGGACUAGUUCCCGCAGACGACACCGCUGACAACGAGCAGCGCAAGUGUGUGAUCCCGCGCGGCACUGUGGCCGCGGGCGCGGGCGAGGGGGGCGAGGGGGGUGAGGGCGCGGAGGGCGCGUGCGGGCUGGCGUGCGGCGCGGGGCAGUGCGAGAUGACGGAGAGUGGGCCGCGCUGCCGCUGCGGGGCGCUGUACGCGGGCGCGCGCUGCCAGCACUACCGCUGCGCCGCGCACUGCCACCGCCGCGGCCGCUGCCUGCUCGACACCGCGCAGCCCGCGCCGAAAGACCAGCCGCCGCCGCUCAAGUGUGUGUGCCAGCCGGGCUACGGAGGCGCGCGCUGCGAGCUGCAGGUGGGCGGCGGGGGCGCAGGGGGCGCGGGAGGCGCGCUCCAAGACGCGUGCACGACGUUGACGUGCGAGAACCAAGGCACGUGCGUGGCGCGCGACGGGCGCGAGUGGUGCGCGUGCGCGGCGGAGUACACGGGCGCGCGCUGCGAGCGCUGCGUGGCGGGCCCCGACUGCGGCCCCGCCGGGGUGUGCGUGCGGGGCGCGGGGGGCGCGGGGGGCGCGCACUGCCGCGCCGACAUCUGCCGGUUCUUCUGCCUCAACCAGGGCACGUGCAGCGUGUCGGCGGUGGGCGCGGUGUCGUGCGUGUGUCCGGCGGCGUGGGCCGGCGAGCGCUGCCAGCGGCCCGCCUGCGUGGACGCCGCCUGCAGCCCGACCGACAACGACACGGGGGGGCACACCCAGCCACCGCACCCGGCCACGGGGGACACGGAGGGGCACGCACACAACGACACGGACGCGGAGUGCGGCGGGGGCUGCGAGCAGGGCGGGCACUGCGUGUGGGCCGGCGGGCGCCGCGCGUGUGUCUGCGCCGGGCCCUGGGGCGGCGCGCGCUGCACGCUGUACGUGGGCCACGACCACGCCUGCGCCGCGCGCGCCUGCCCGCCGCCCGCGCUCUGCGUGUGGGGGCCCGACCUGGGGCCCGCCACGCCCGGCGCCACCUACUGCGCCUGUCUCGAGGGCGCCAGCUGCACGGCGCCGCACGCCCUGACCCCGGCGCCCGCAGACGCCGGCGCGCCGGCCCCGCGGCCGGGCUCGGGCGGCGCGUGGGCGGGCGGCGUGGUGGCGCUGCUGUGCCUGGUGGUGGCGGUGCUGGGCGCGCUGUACGCGCUGCGCCGGCGCCGGCACGGGGCCUUCGUGCACGCGCGCCUGGCGGACAACGUGGAGAUCAACAACCCCAUGUACCUGGCGGGCGAGGACGAGCUCGACCCGCCGCACCACAACCACAUGCACAACAACGGCGGCAACCACUUCGCGAACCCGGUGUACGACACCAUGUACGCCGCGCCGCACGCCGCGCCCGCCGAGGAGCAGGCCAACCUGCUGCAGGCGGGGGCGGGGGCGGGGGCGGGGGACGGGGCGCGCGAGCAGGAGCGGGCCGCGCUGCUGUAGACACCGCGCCGCCAGCCCCGGCACACGCUGCACUACACGUUGUACUACACAUUGUGGCCAGUGUGCCAGUGGCGUACGUCAGUACGUCCCGUAGUGCGGCGCCGCGGUACUCGUGGCGACUCGUAUGGCGCUCGAGCCCGCGAACGCAAGCAUCUUAUCUAAAUUUAAUAAUUAGUGCAUGCUCAUUACUCCGCUGUAUUUGUGCACGCUCAUUACUCAUUAGUAUUGCAUUGAGCGUGACGACUGCAUGAAGGUAACCUGCAGUAGGUACAUGCAGUGACUGUACCACGUCUUGUUUAUAGUCGUACGUACUGUAUGACUAUAAAAGUUAAUAACUCGUAUUUCUUAAUGGUACACUGAACUGUACCUACUACGUUUUGUUUACAUGUUCGAAUGCAGAUCACAAAUAGUAAACAGGGCUGUUUGGGGGAUUCUAAUAUUCAUUCAACAAAUGUAUGUACGUGUAUGCUGUGUACAUACAUUUGUUGAGUUUGUACAUUAGAGUAGCAGGUAGUGAGUACAACAUUCGACAUUGAGUGGUUGUUAGCGUUCCGGGUGGUGUCAUACUCCGCCACAUUACGUCACCGCGGCGCUGCACUCCGCGACACAGGCGUGACGUUAUACAUUAUUAUAUUUAUUCAUUAUCCUAUAUCUAAGUCGCGAUCUACUCAGUCGAUACUCAAAUAGUUUCCAAAAAGUGUUUAUAUUGUUAUGUAAGCCAUGCUCGCUAGACGUAUGAACUUUUGUGGUGAAAAGAUUGUGCGAGCCCUAUGUAAUCAGAAUCUCAUGAUGUGAUACACGCAGCGGCGCUCACACAGCGCCGACACUGCGGACAUUUGUGCUUUUGUAAAUAAUCAGUCUUGCCGAGUAAUUCACACUGACCUCGAAAUAAGUACAUUUUGUAUAUUUUAAGUAUUUAUAAAGUAUGUUGACUGAAAGUAUAUAGAGUGGCUGUCUCCAAACAACUUGUGCCAUACGCUGCACUGACGAGGCGAGACUACUUCCACACCACUUUAAGUUCCUUACCGUUGUUACAUGAACGCAUAAUAUACCCACGACACUCGUCUUGUUAUUUUAUAUAAUUGUGUAACAUUAGCACAGUGUAAGUACUUACAUAGGCCAGUUUAGUUAGUAGUUUGUCGAACGACCUAAGUAAUGCAACAAGAUGGCAGCUCCAUGACCUCGCGUCGUGUAAUUGUGAUUGUUUUGUAUUUUUUACGUUUUGUAAGUAGUUGUAAGUAAGUAGGUAGUGUAGCGGGGCGCGGCAGCUGUACCUGUAACAGUGCAAUAUGAAGUAUCGUGCCAAAUUGUAGAGAUGACCGCAGCCACUGCCGGCGCCGCGCCCCGCCCGCUGUACGUUGCCAACUAAUGUUUGUAAUGGUUUGCUCAAAUCUAAUUAGUAUUUAUCACGAAGCAACACUUGUGUUUGUACCAAUGUUUUCGAACAUAUCAAAUUGAGAUUAUCUGUUGAGUACAAUUUUAAGUUUUAGGUUUUUUACAAAUUUAAUUAAAUGAUCACAAUAAUAUUGUCUAAGUCUUCGUAUUAAUUAUGUAGAAAUAGCAAUUCUAAUAUUAUGUAAGAAUAAUGACUUGAAAAUAAAAAUAUGAAUUGAA